UAUUUUAGUUAGUAUGAUAAUGAUAUGAACUGAGUGAAGAAGUGGUCAUUUAUAUGGCCGAGUUUAACUUGUUUAGGACUGAGGCGUAGUAGUUGUUGUAUUUGUUUGUGGAUUCUCUCUUUCCCUUUAUUGGGUCAUGCUUAAAAGUUAAAGAUUCCAGCUUGGUUUCCUUCAAAACAGCUGUUGAGUGAGUUAAAGGUGGAAUCUUGGAUGAAAUUUUGAUUCUUUGCUUCACUGUUAGCUUGACUUUGAUUAUCAAAGUUUAUGUCUUUGUGGAUUCUCUCUUUCCCUUUAUUGAGUCAUGCUCAAAACAUCAAGAUUCGAGCUUGGUUUUCUUCAGAACAGAUGCUGAGUGAGUUAAAAGUGGAAUCUUGGAUGAAAUUUUGAUUCUUUGCUUCACUGUUAGCUUGACUUUGAUUAUCAAAGUUUAUGUCUUUGCGGAUUCUCUCUUUCCCUUUAUUGAGUCAUGCUCAAAACUUCAAGAUUCCAGCUUGGUUUCCUUCAGAACAGCUGCUGAGUGAGUUAAAGGCCCGUUCAUACUCGAUAUACCAAAACCACUUCAUUCGAUUAUAGCUGUUGCAGCUUUUAAGAAUUUGAAAGGAGACAGUUCUGCUUUCCUUGGAUAUGCAGUAUGAAGGACACUGGUAACAUCUCUCAGUACCGAGAUAAAUUGGAUCAGACAUUAUUGUCUCCUGAUCUUGUCAACAAUGAUUUACUUAAGAACCUUGUCAAGAAUCAAAUGCUACGCUUGUCCGAGUGUGAUCUUCAAGAAUGCAGUGACGAUCUGGUAGAGAGAAGAACCAAGGAAGUGGCAAACUUCCUGAGCAUGUUAAGGAGUACAUCUGUAACUGAUAGUGAGCAGUCAAAAUCUUCAGAAGCAGCAUAUGGUGCUUGGAAAGUGAAACAAGAUACUGAAGAAUACCGUGUUAUGUAUCGAGAGGGACCAGAAGGCACUCCUUUCCAUACCCUCCUUGUUGAAGGCUAUGUAGACGGCCCAGCAGAUGUUUGUUUAUGCAUCUCAUGGGGGGCAGAGUUCUACAAGAAAUGGUGGCCGCAAACCGCAAUUCCUACAUUUAAGAUUGUAGCCUCAGAGUGCGUGCAGAAGGUCAGAGAGGGUGAACAAAUAUGUCUAGUAAGGAUGAAGCUUUCAUGGCCAUUGUCAGCAAGGGAGGCCCUUGUACAUUUCUUUGUAUUUGAGUACUUUCAAGAAGGUCUGAUAGUAGUGCUUAUAAAUUCGAUCUCUGACGUAGAUAGUGUUGAUAGAAGUAUGCAUGGGUACUCGAAAGAAGGAAUGCCACUCCCGCAGGAUGUAGUACGAAUUGAUGUGGUGGGAGGUUUCGCUAUCCAGAAAGUUACUGAUAAUCGUAGCUACUUCAGGACUAUAGCAAACAUGGAUAUCAAACUGGACUUGAUUCCUCCUUCAUUCAUCAAUUUUGUCUCAAGGCAGCUCGUAGGUGCUGGUUUCAAGCUUUAUAAAAAGGAAGUAGCUUCAGUUCCCAAAGGUGACGAAGAUUUCAGCAAAGCUCUAAAAGAUCCACUAUAUGCUCGCAUACGAAAAGCUCUUUGUUCAGAUAAUAUACCUAAUGGCAACACGGCUUUGGAACUGCUAGACCUAAAGAAAGAUGUGGAUCAGCUUGAUGAAGAGAAAAUUAAUGCCAAUGGGGCUUUAGAAUUGCAAGAGUUCAAGGAAGAAACAUGUGUUAGUCUCGAUGAACGGACAGGAGAUGGAAACGGUGCUUUAGAACUCCAAGAUCCAAUAAGAGACGCCUAUGUUCAACCGGGACAAGUAAUACAAACAAAUGUUGAAGAUAAAAUCCCAGAGCAGAAGGAUGACUUUGGGGCUAAAGAUAACAAAGUUCAUAGUGAAAUUGAGGAAAUUAAUGAAGACACAAGUGAUAUGAUUGAAAGUUUAGAUGAGAAUGAUGAAAAAUUCCGCGAUUUUCCAGCUAAUCAACUCGUAGAUGUGCCUACCAACAAGAAGGAGGUUGUGAUUAGCUCUGAGGUUCGACAAGCUCUGGGAACUUUGGAGAAGGCUAUUUCUAUCAUUAGAGAUUUUGGAUAUAAUUUGGAAAUUAGGUCCGUUCCCAGCAACACUACUGUUAAGUCUGUCGGUGUAGAGGACAACGGACAGAAAGAUAGAAAAUCAUCAAAAACUGAUCGAAUUCAUGGAAGUGGCAGAGCUUGUGCUGAAUCGCCCAAAAAAGAAUUGUUAGAGGGGACUUCUUAUGAACACAGGAACAGCUCUGCUAGUCAUGGUUCCAGGCGUACGAGUUCUAAUUUGUGCAUGAGGGAAGCUAACCACAACAAGAAGAUUGCUCCUGCAUCACCGGAUGAUUAUGUUGAAACCUCUGGCGAAGCACGACAAGUUGUUGUACGUACCUCAGUAGACCAAAAGAAGGAAGAUAUCGUCACAGCUGUCCAUGCAGAUAGCGUCCACGGAAAAGAGAAUGGUAAAAGAAAGAGAAAGCUACCAUUUUACUGCUGCUUGUAUUUUUUCCCAGGACAAGUCAUGAGUUAAGUAAGAGAGCAAUUUGUUUAUAGGAAAGCAACUAUAGAUUACCUGUUAUUACGUAUGUAAAAUUCUCAUGGAAUUAAGGUCAAUACCAUAGUGUUCUAUACAACACAAUGUAACUAACAUGCUUAUAUUUAUGACACUAAUUUGAUAGUGACAGUACCACAAA
Lycium barbarum (goji berry) is the source of this 2681-nucleotide messenger RNA. RefSeq lists its product as uncharacterized. The coding region runs from base 632 to 2518 and encodes 628 amino acids. The transcript is spliced from 11 exons. NCBI's taxonomy places the organism in Eukaryota, Viridiplantae, Streptophyta, Magnoliopsida, Solanales, Solanaceae. The record is from RefSeq and is a predicted model, not a curated record.